CUGCCUUUGAUUAUUAUUACUUUUUUGGGUGCAUUUGGAAUUCAUUAGAAAUUGAAGUUGUCUUCUAAUAUUUCUCACUCAAAACACACAACUCAAACAAACCCACAGAGAGUAAGGGUGGGGGACAUUGAAGGAAGGCUGUGUUGGUAGAGAAGAGAAGAGGAGAAUAAAGAGAGAGAAGCAUGCAAUACAAUACAGUGAUGGGAGGAAUGGCAGUGGGGCCCUCGAGAGAUGAUCAUUGUUGGGAAUGGGGGAGGAAGUACAUGGAGUAUAAUCUUUGCAGCGUCAAAGACGGCGUUUCGCUGACACUAGGUUUAAUCAGUGUGGUGAGUUGGGGUGUUGCUGAGAUACCUCAAGUCAUCACAAACUACAAAAACAAAUCCACGGACGGUCUGUCUCUUGCUUUCUUGAUGACUUGGAUACUCGGGGACCUUUUUAAUCUUUUCGGCUGCAUGUUGGAACCAGCUACGCUUCCAACACAAUUCUAUAUGGCAAUGUUGUAUACAAUUACCACAGCUGUUCUUGCGGUGCAGACCAUAUACUAUGGCUGCAUAUAUCCUCGACUUAAACCCAAUUUGAGACAGAAAAAGGGUUCCAAGUCUAACCUGACUGAGGUUAGAAGAUGCAAUACUGACUUCGUUGGGAAACAGGUCAACCAUGCUGGCAGAAGUAUUGGGUUUGACACCCCCAGUGCAGGAAAUGUUUUGAGUUCACCCAUUCCUCUUCCAGGAAUUUGUCCAAGUAUUUCCCCCGGAAGAGAAUCAUACUACAUAUCAGCAAGAUCUCUAUCAAGGAGUCAUACCCCUACAGAAAGGUCUUAUUUGGCACAAACAACAGCUCCUACUUUUAAUCAUAUUCGGAAUUCCAAUGAAGAGCCCUUGCUUGGUGCACUUGCAUCUACACAAUCUGCACCAUCUAAUAAUGUCAAGACCGUCCUCUGUGUGGUCUCUCUGAUGACCCUCUUUGGCACUUUUAAUCACCGAUCAGUAGAUAACAAACUUGAUUUAAUUGUUGAAAAUCCAAGUCGAGGAGUAGUGCUGCGAGUAAGAAGAAGGCUGUUGCAGGUAAGUAGUGAGCUGUUGCAAGCAAAGGGUACUAAAGAUAGCAGCGGGAUAGGAAAUUUGCUUGGUUGGGGAAUGGCAGCUAUUUACAUUGGUGGACGGCUUCCUCAAAUUUUCUUAAAUAUCCGAAAGGGCAAUGUUGAGGGGCUUAAUCCUUUAAUGUUCGUCUUUGCUGUUCUUGGAAAUGCCACUUAUGUAGCAAGCAUUAUUCUGAACAGCUUGGACUGGUCGGAGAUCAGACCAAAUCUUCCGUGGCUGGUGGAUGCUGGAGGAUGCAUGCUUCUGGAUAUUUUCAUAUUAAUUCAAUUCUUCCGAUAUUGGAGACACCAAGACCCAGAGGGUAAGGAUGUACACUCCAAUGCAGCCUAGUUAAUGUGACAUAAACUUUUCAAGAUGCAUUUAUAAAGCCAUGGAUGUUCGUGAAUCUUCAGAGCUGCCUUUUUGGGGUCCAAUCCAAAGUGAUGCAGUCGCCGUCACAUGAGCCAGAAACUGAAAUAAGUUCGGAUUUGUGCAGUCAAUUGAGUAAUCAGCAGGCUCUGCAGCCAAUGGGUCAUUUUAGUGCUUUGAUUUUGCACCCUACAUUACCAGAUCAGCAGUCUCUGCACAUGAAUUCUGUCCAAGCUAUGUAGCUGUUGACAUUAUUUGUCUAUUUUUUCCUUAAUUGAAGCAGGUGCUUUUCUCA
Prunus dulcis (almond) is the source of this 1743-nucleotide messenger RNA. RefSeq lists its product as uncharacterized. The record is from RefSeq and is a predicted model, not a curated record. Bases 183 to 1430 code for a protein of 415 amino acids. The transcript has 13 exons. Lineage: Eukaryota; Viridiplantae; Streptophyta; Magnoliopsida; Rosales; Rosaceae.